GCCUGACGUCUUGUUAGUGUGAAUGACUAACGUUAGAAAAAAAAAGCACACACCAGGCGAGACAAUUGCGGAAAACUGAGGGACAUUUUUCGCGUGUAAUUUCUUCUUCCCUUCCUCCAACUGUAUGACUGCGCGAAGACAAAAGUGACUCAGUUAUGGAGAGCUCCAUUGAGACUUCCCAGACUGGGGGCACCUCAUAUGCAAAGCCGGCUCUGGCACCCAAACCUCGGCUCACUCCCAAGCCCUUCUCUCUGCAGAAGAACAGCACAAUUCGCUCCAUCAAUGCCCCAAAGGCAGUCACUGCAACUUCUAAGUCACCAGCAAACCAGACUCAAAAAUCAGAUGCCACUGGUGUCCCAACUCCGCCUCUGACCACCACUGCUCAGAAACCUCAUCAACAGUCCACUCCCUCUGAUUCCAAACCCAGCCCUGUACAUGCCAAAGACAAACCAAAAACAACCAAAGAAAGUAAAGCAAAGCCUCACAAAGAGGAAACUCCUGAUUCCAUUGUAGCUCCAGGAAAAUCAGUUCCAGCCUCUCAAACCACUCCACCCAAAUCUGUGCCAAUCCAGAAAGAAGAUGUCUAUCAAACAAACCAAAAACCAUCUGUGAAUAUUAUUACUAACUCAGAUCAAACGGAUGGAAAACAGAAGGUAGAUGAAUCAUGUGUCAUUCAAAAGCCUGAAGAAUCAGGGAGUGACAGUCCCUCUACAGCUGAUCCAAUAUAUCGGUGGGGCAGCACCAGGAAGCGCCUGCCUUCGGAGCUCACCUCAAGGUUUGAGUCUGGUGGCCUGCCCGUGCCUCCCCAGCCCACUACAACUAUAUCUACAACCAGCACCAAAGAUGAUGUAAACAAGUCAGCGUCCUCCGGUCCACAGCAGAGCCAAACAACUUCAGAGUCAUCAAACAGAGAUAGCAAUGAGGGGCAACCGGUUGAGUGUUACAGCACAGGAGGCAGCAUAAAACAUAGAAUCAGUCAGCUGUUUGACUCCUCGUCAGCAUCAGAGAGCAUGACCGAGAAAGAGGAGCCAGAAGUUAUAACUGGCAUAGGAGGUGUAAACAAGCCAGUGUCCUCUGAUCCAGACCAGAGCCAAAGAGCUUCAAAACCGUCAAACAAAGAGAAUGAUGAGGGGCAAACACUGAAGAGUUACAGCAGAGGAGGCAGCAUAAAACGUAGAAUCAGUCAGCUGUCUGAUUCGUCUUCAAGGUCAGAGACCAUGACCAAGAAAGACGAGCCAGUUAUAAGUGGUACAGGAGGAGUAAACAAACCAUUGUCCUCCGAUGCAGAGCAGAGCCAAACAGCUUCAGAGCCAUCAAACAGAGAGAGCAAAGAAGGGGGAAUGAUGGAGCUUUCCAGCACAGGAGGCAGCACGAAAGGUAGAACCAGUCAGCUGUCUGAUUCUUCGUCAACAUCAGAGUUCAUGACCAAUAAAGAGGAGCCAGAAGUUAUAACUGAUACAGGAGGUGUAAACAAGCCAGCGUUCUGUGAUCCAGACCAGAGUCAAACAGCUUCAAAACCGUCAAACAGAGAGAAUGAUGAGGGGCAACCGCUGGAGAGUUACAGCAGAGGAGGCAGCAUAAAACGUAGAAUCAGUCAGCUGUUUGGUUCGUCUUCAAGGUCAGAGAUCGUGACCAAGAAAGACGAGCCAGUUAAAAGUGGUACAGGAGGAGUAAACAAACCAUUGUCCACCGAUACAGAGCAGAGCCAAACAGCUUCAGAGCCAUUAAACAGAGAGAGCAAAGAAGGGGGAAUGAUGGAGCUUUCCAGCACAGGAGGCAGCACGAAAGGUAGAACCAGUCAGCUGUCUGAUUCUUCGUCAACAUCAGAGAUCAUGACUAAUAGAGACGAGCCAGAACUUAUAACUGAUACAGGAGGUGUAAACAAGCCAGCGUCCUCUGAUCAAGACCAGAGCCAAACAGCUUCAAAACUGUCAAACGGAGAGAAUGAUGAAGGGCAACCGCUGGAGAGUUACAGCAGAGGAGGCAGCAUAAAACGUAGAAUCAGUCAGCUGUUUGGUUCGUCUUCAAGGUCAGAGACCAUGACCAAGAAAGACGAGCCAGAAGUUAUAAGUGGUACAGGAGGUGUAAAGGAGCGCAUUAAACAAUGGGCUGCAGAAACAAAUUCUGAGGCUCCAAAUACUGAGAAGCAGCCUCAGGUUGUUCCCCGAACUCGUUCUAGUAGCUUUGAACAAGCAGCUUCUCCAACUGUGGAGAAAACACCAAAAAUGCCACCUGUUGAACUUCCUGCAACUGGGACAUUAUCUGCACAGGCCGUGGAGCCAUCUUUAAAGGUCUCCACAGGUAAACAGCUCAUAGAGAGCCCAGUGGAAACAGCUAAAGAUGCUGUUGAGAAGCCACUGGAAAGCUCAACAGAGACUCCAAGGGAGUAUGAGCAGAACAAAUCAUCAGAGGUUCGACUGCACACUCACAGCCCAUCUGCAGGCCAAACUGCCGCUGAUGAAGGAGAAUCAGCUUCAAGUGCUCCAAAAAGGGACAACAGCAAACGUCGCUCUGUUCGCUUUGGUAUCGUGGAGAGAGAUGACGGUGGGCCUCCAAUGAUCCUGGGCUCAGUGUCUGAAUCCAGCUCAGACGAAGAAGAGGCUACUGAGGAUGAAGGGGAGGUGGAGACCGCUGUUUUGGGACUGGUCAACAGAAGAGAAGGAAUUCUUCGGAACAAGGACAAUGUUCAAAAGCAAGAAGAGGAAUGGCAGAAACAUUUGGAAGCUGAAAAAAGACUAAGAGCAGAGGAGAGCGAACAGGAAAGAGUUAAGCUAGAACAGGAGCGUAAACAAGAAGAAGAAGAAAAGGAGAAAGAAAAGGCAAGGCAGAGAGAAGAGAUUAGGCUUAGGGAAGAAGCAAAACGGAGAGAGGAGGAGAGGGAAAGGGAGAGACAGAGGGAACGGCUGAAACAACAAGAGAUAGACAGACAGUCAGAACUGAUGUGGCAAAGAGAGAGAGAGGAGGAAAUAGAGAGGGCAAGGCAGAUGGAGAGGGAGAGGUUGAUGGAGGAGGAAAGGGAGAGACGGAGGAAGGAAGAAUUGCAGAGAGAAAAGUUAAAAGAAGAGGAGAGAGAAAGAGAACGGUUGAGACAACAAGAGAUAGAAAGACAGGCGGAGCUGAUGCGGCAAAGACAGAGAGAGGAGGAAAGAGAGAGGGCAAGGCAAAUGGAGGAGAGACUCAGACAAGAGGAGAGGGAGAAGUUGAUGGAGGAGGAAAGGGAGAGACGGAGGCAGGAAGAAUUGCAGAGAGAAAAGUUAAAAGAAGAGGAGAGAGAAAUGGAACGGCUGAGACAACAAGAGAUAGAAAGACAGUCAGAACUGAUGUGGCAAAGACAGAGAGAGGAGGACAGAGAGAGAGCAAGGCAGAUGGAGGAGAGACUCAGGCAGGAGGAGAGGGAGAGGCAAAGAUUAAGAGAGGAGGACAGAGAGAGAGCAAGGCAGAUGGAGGAGAGACUCAGGCAGGAGGAGAGGGAGAGGCAAAGAUUAAGAGAGGAGGCUGAGGAAAGAGAGAGGGAGAGGCAAAGGAGGUUGGAAGAGGAAGAGAGGAUGAGGGAAAGACAGGGACAGGAGGAGGAGAGAACAAGAAGGGAGCUUGAGAGGAGAAUGCAGCAGAAAAAAGAGGAAGAGAUGGAGAAAAUGAGGCAAAUAGAAAAACAGCGAGAGGAGGAGAGAAGAGAAGAGGAAUGGAGGAGACAGAUAGAGAAUGAAAGAGCGGAGGAGCUGGGGGAAAAAAUGCGAGAGGAACUGGAAAGAAAGCGAGCAAAAGAAAUGGAGGAAAAGCUGAGAAUGGAUGAAGAAAGAAAUAAGAAGGAAGGAGCAGUGCAUGAAACAAAGUCAAAUUUAAUCAGCUUUGACUCUGACGAUGUGCAUCAGAAGUCAGAAACACCAAAUUCCUCCUUAGCAAAAACCUACAGGCCCACUGAGAGUAAUAUCGAAGUAAAUUACGAUGACUUCUCUGUCCGAAAACCCCUGAUUGAGGUGGAUUUUGAAGAUUUUUCUGUCAAACCAAAGAGAUGGGGCUCACAGGCGAAAGUAGAACCUCAUCCAGUCCAGACCCGGGCAGCUGACCCUGUGAGUAAGGAAGCAAGGGAGGUGCUACUGCCCCUGAAUGUCCAUCCUCGGGAAAACAAAGUACCAGAGCAGGUGGUAAGACCAUACAGACCAGAGCCUACAACAGCCAUGGAAAGUCCAGAUGAGGAGGAGGAGGAAGAGGAGGUGAGGGAGAGGUCAGAGGAGUUCAUCUCCAUGUUGGAAGAAGAAGAGGACAAAGAGACAGAGAGUGAGGAUGACAUGGAUACAGUGGAAGAUGAAACAGAUGAUGAAGACAAACACGAGCCAGAUCACAGACCCCACUUUUUGACUCAUCCAAAAAAAGAUAAACUUCACUUUCUCUGGUGCUGUGUGAACCAUUUAACCAUGCAGUUCCUGGGAGGGAAACUGUUGGCUGCCCAGCUGCAGGUGGCGGGCUGGGUGGACAGCGUACGACAAUCCUUGCAAGGGGCACUGGAGCUGGUGUGGGACAGUGCAGAAGAGAAGCAAGAGGAGGGAGAUGUGGAUAAAGAAGGAGAAGAGGAAGGGGGAGAUGGUCAAGGAAGGUUUCAGAGAGCCAUGUCACCACUUCGUAGCUUUGCCAGACGUAGCAGGAGAUCCCUGCGUCGCUUCUCACUCAGAAGUCGCCAGACUCUACAGAGGAGAACCACUGAAACCUGCUCUGCACAGAUUAACAGUUAUUGUAUAAAUGGUGAUGACAAAGACACUGAUGCUUUGAUAGACAGUGAGCCAGACCUGCAGAAUGGGGGCUAUGAAGAGACAUCUGACACUGACAGUCCAAACCUUGUCCCUGCUCCUGAUUUCCCUUCUCAAGACAUUGAUUCAGCUGAGUCUCAAAGAGAGCAAGAGUUGGCUCCAUUCCCAGAGAGCUAUGCUCCUCUCCUUGAUACCAGCGCACAGAGAUCCAAGGCAAAUCUGGGUAGGACGCGAAGUCGAGCUCGUCCAACACGCCGACCCCAUACACGGUCAUCUGAGAUGGGAAGCCUGGACUGGAGGGUCCAUGAUUCCACAGAUGAAAAGGAGAUAGUUUCCAAGCAAAGAGAUUCAGACUCUGAGGAGGAGCAGCCAAAAGCAAAGAUGGCCCGUUCUCCUCCUACCUCUCAGAGGGUCCCUGUGUUUCCUGGCCUAAGCCCUGUAGCCCUGCUUGCUCAAAUAAAAAAAAGAACAGGAGGAGGAGGAGCUAGAGAAGAUGGGGCAACAGAAGAAGACCAGAGAAGACAAGAGAAAGAAAGGCAGUAUGAAGAAAUACCACCGUCUCCCUCCCAACUCUCCCGCUCUCCACGCUCUCCUGCUCAUCUUGCAGGGGCCGCACGGGUGCUGCCACCCAUAGGCGGCACUGACGGAGGUGCCACCUCCUCUCCUGCUUGGCUGAAAGAACUCAAGUCUAAGAAGCGUCUUAGUCAGCAUGGCAGUCAGGCUUAGCCUGACACAGGAGACAUUGCAUCAUUACUGUUGAGAAAGAAUCUGUCCAUCUCUGCUGCCGCUGCUGCUGACAGACGCCUUGCCAUGACUGCUCCAUUUUGCACUUUAAGUGCCUUAUUUUGGACCUUUACUGAAAUAUGCAAGAGGCCAUCAAGAACCUUUCAUCUUGUAAAUGAAAUAUGAUGCCAAGGCUGUGUGCCAAGACCGCGUUGUGUUAAUGCCAAGCACAUGUUUUAUCGACUAUUGUACAAAGGCUCAAGGCAGGUUAAGACUUCAGUGUAAUUUAGAGCAAAGCCAUAAACUGUCUGAUUGUUUGGAUGUGUAAAGCCAUCAUAUACUGACAGGGACUGAUGACACUGGGUGUUCAGCAAGGUUUCUGCCUUCACACAAACACACAUACAUACACUGUAAAUACAGGAAGUACUGAAUAUAAUAUGUGGAUUGCACCUUGUGUGUAAUUACUUUAAAUUGUACAAAGUGAGUUUUAUAUUAUGUUACCAAUCACAGAUUGUCUCAAGAAACCUACCAAGCACUUUAAGAAAUAAUAAUCUACCAUCCAAACAGAGCAUGUACUGUAUGUAAUAGAAUAAUCAAGUGGCUAACUGUAGUAACAGGGUCAAGGGAAUCUUUUUGUAACGCCAUGAAUGAUUCUUCUCAUCAAAGUAGGCUUCCACAAAAUGUACAGAUGCCCUUCCUGGUUCUAUCAAAUAACUCAGUAGCUGGUCACAACAUUUGCAGUAAGCUUUAGGAAUGCUGUAACGUAAUCGGGAAGGGUGUUGAGUAAAAUCUUGAACUCUAAAAUCAGUUCAUCUGCCUGUUUAAUGUUAAUGAAUGACUCAUCAAUGCUGUAAUCAUGUGUGAUCAACAUGCUAUGUAAUAAGAGGAAAU
Monopterus albus (swamp eel) is the source of this 6359-nucleotide messenger RNA. RefSeq names its product calponin homology domain-containing protein DDB_G0272472-like. NCBI's taxonomy places the organism in Eukaryota, Metazoa, Chordata, Actinopteri, Synbranchiformes, Synbranchidae. The record is from RefSeq and is a predicted model, not a curated record. Bases 156 to 5471 code for a protein of 1771 amino acids. The transcript is spliced from 11 exons.